This is a messenger RNA of Xyrauchen texanus (razorback sucker), 1783 nucleotides long. RefSeq names its product BTB/POZ domain-containing protein KCTD5-like. The record is from RefSeq and is a predicted model, not a curated record. Gene Ontology annotation, molecular function: cullin family protein binding. The transcript is spliced from 7 exons. Gene Ontology annotation, biological process: protein homooligomerization; proteasome-mediated ubiquitin-dependent protein catabolic process. Lineage: Eukaryota; Metazoa; Chordata; Actinopteri; Cypriniformes; Catostomidae. The coding region runs from base 63 to 1001 and encodes 312 amino acids. Gene Ontology annotation, cellular component: Cul3-RING ubiquitin ligase complex; cytoplasm.
UCCGAGGAGCAUCCGAGCCAGUCUGCAUACAUACAACGCACCAGUCGCAGUUUAAUAGACUAAUGGCAACGGAGGACAAAGGAAAAACGGUGGCGCCUCAGGCAUUACUGGAAACCGGACCCCUUUCAACAACAACAACACCAUACAGCAAUCUUAACAGUAACAACAACAAUAACAAUAACAACAAAGACAGCGAGGGAAGCGAGGGAGCCACAACGGCCACAUCUACAGCUGAUGUUGAAUCAGGUGGGGCUGAAAAUAUCAUAGGGAACGGUUCUUCUGUUAAUGCCACCGGAGGCAAAAACGGCAAAUGGGUCCGUCUCAACGUUGGGGGUACGGUGUUUCUAACGACACGACAGACGCUGCUGAAGGAACAGACUUCAUUUCUCUACCGACUGUGCCAGCAGCAAGACUUGCAUUCGGACACGGAUGAAACUGGUGCUUAUGUGAUUGACCGAGACCCCACCUAUUUUGGUCCCAUACUCAACUACCUGAGACACGGGAAGCUGGUUUAUAACAAAGAGCUGGCAGAAGAAGGUGUUUUGGAGGAGGCAGAAUUCUACAACAUUACACCGCUGAUUAAAUUAAUCAAAGAAAGGAUUCUUGAACGAGACUCGAAGGCCACACAGCAGGUACCACCAAAGCACGUGUAUCGGGUGUUGCAGUGUCAGGAAGAGGAGCUGACACAGAUGGUGUCCACUAUGUCGGAUGGCUGGAAGUUUGAGCAGGUCAGCGUGCGCGCCUGCCGAAAGCCCCGCCCCGGACUGCUCUGGACUAUGGUGAACAUUGGCUCAUCUUACAGCUACGGAACUGAGGACCAGGCUGAAUUUCUCUGUGUUGUUUCAAAAGAGCUACACACCUCUGGUGGAGGCUUGGGAACAGAGCAGAGUCACAAGACUAAGACCUCGGACACACAGGAAGAGGAUGAAGCAAGGGAGGAAGAGGAGGAUGAGAAGGAGGAAGAGAGAAAUGCCACCCCCAAUGAGUGGAUUAGAGAUUAGCAGAAACUUGUGUCAGUGUCCCAAUGGAAUUGCUUUUUCAGAUCCAUGGAUCCCGGAUGUAGGAUAAAGAGAAAUUUAUUUUUCUAGAUAUCAUUUUAUCAUGUGCUCAUGAUGCUGUUUUUAUUGUCAUGAAUUUGUUGACUUGAGCAACAGGUAUAAUUGUGAAAAAGACUUAACAACCAGCAGCAAAAAAAAUAGUAAUUGUGCUGAAUUAAAUUUUUCUGAUAGAAAAUGGCACUUGAGAUAGUACCAUUUAAGAAAAUACACAGUUAUAUCUUAGUAAAUGGCCUAUUACCAAAGAGUGCAACCUAGUUAUAGAAUACCUAAGUAAAUAUGAUGUACUUAAAACUGACAAAGCAGAACAAACCUGAGAACGAAGAAUCAGUAAUUUUACAAUAUCAUCAUGUUAAGAUUGUGGACUUAUUAAAUAGAGUUUAGAUUUUCCACAUGUACUGUGGCAGAAGAACACCGUUCUGUGGUGACUGAGGUGACGCAGACACCAAUCAUGCCCUGUUCCAUCUAGCAAACAUGCACAGAUCAGCUACUGGUAAAGUGCCAAUGGUGUCACCCUGGCAAACCACCAGCAGUGCACUUUACCACCAUUUUCAGUCUGCAGGAAUGCAUUUGAUAGUCACUGGUACCAGCUAGAAGGUAAGGGUGUCAUUAGAGGUCACUGGGAUGUUUUAGGCCUGUGGAGGUUUCUGAUAGUUUGGUGUAUGUAGUAUAUGAACUAAACACUAGUUACUGAGCACAAUUCACUUAGUGGUGUACCUACAAUGAGG